CGGAAAGAGGAUUUUCACGGCUUCGUUUUUUGGCGAGUUGCGUACGAAAACGGCUAGGACCUUGUUGGAGGAAGAUAAAGUAGUGUUUCCGCCGGAUAAACUGGUACUAGAAGAACAAGUAGAAGAAGACGAAGACGAGAAACAAAUAACACCAGAAUCCGAGGAACAUGCAGCAAAAGAAAAAAGAACUACAACUUCAUCUAGUAAAAAUAUGACAAGUAUUAAUAUCUCGUCUCAUAGGAGUGGUCCUUAUCCUGCAUCUUCUGAUGCUGCCGUGGUCCCUGAUGCUCCUGAACCUGACGCCGACCCCGACGCGAAGACAUACCGAUUGUGGUCGCUAGUUCCGUGGUACGAUGACGCUGUUAUAUCUGACCGCCUACUGGCCUUCAUCCAUGACACGGACGAACAAGAACUUUAUUGCUUAUGGAAAGAGCUGGACGAAUUGGGUGCAACUACUACUGCGAGUUACUCUAAUUGUUCGUCCUCGGAUGAUAAUAUCGACAUGACGUCUGAAGCUUCAACUCCAACUGCCAGUCCAACUACAAGUCCGUCCUCGACUUCGAAUUCUACUUCUGAAAGUAUCGAACAAACAGUCGCAGAUGAAGUAGGACGUCCCCCGCGUGAACUUGGGGCUGACGAGCCAAGAAUGCAGA
Messenger RNA from Amoebophrya sp. A25, 653 nucleotides. The record is from the annotation of a GenBank genome assembly. NCBI's taxonomy places the organism in Eukaryota, Dinophyceae, Syndiniales, Amoebophryaceae.